This is a messenger RNA of Musa acuminata subsp. malaccensis (wild Malaysian banana), 1829 nucleotides long. Its product is annotated as barley B recombinant-like protein D. Gene Ontology annotation, biological process: response to ethylene. Lineage: Eukaryota; Viridiplantae; Streptophyta; Magnoliopsida; Zingiberales; Musaceae. Gene Ontology annotation, molecular function: DNA-binding transcription factor activity; sequence-specific DNA binding. Gene Ontology annotation, cellular component: nucleus. The record is from RefSeq and is a predicted model, not a curated record.
AUCCUCACAAAUCUGACACGGGAUGGACGUCAGAACAGAGUAACAGCCGCAGGACUUGAGAAAGAGGAGCAACAAAUAAAAAAAAAGAGAUCAAGAAAUUUUCUGGAGGAUUCGCGAGAGAAGAAUCUCGAGGAGGACGAGACGAAGAAGGAAAUCAACGGCGUUUCCGAUAGCAUGGAAUUUCACGCUGAGAUGUUCGUGUGUUGGUGGAUCUCUUGAUCUGUGAUCUCAAUAUGGCGGUGUUUGGAGAUACACAGCUGUCGAGGUCGUCCGGAGUCCAUAUACAAGGUGGACAGCUGAGACCUUUUCAUACACUUAUCUGCUGUAGGGCCAUGCUAACAGUCAUGUGGGCAUCUAUAAGAAUGAUGAGAAAUUGACAAGAAGCUAUUUGAAGACCUACAGAGCAUGAGGAUUUGAUGACAACUCUUUGCUUUGCUGUAACCAUGUUAACCUUCUUAAGGAGCAGAAUGAUGAAGAACAAAAGAAGUUAAUGCCUCUUAAGGAGAGGGUGAUACUGGAAAUUUUGCAUUCAUCCUACAAAUCAAUUGUGCUUAUGGAUGAUGUUGGACAAAGAGAAAAUGGGAGACACAAGACUGAUCAAUAUAGAACUGCUCAUGCACAGUGGAUGUUGCCUCAACAUCAGCUUAAGGAGAAUCAAACCAUAAAGCUCCUUAUGGCUGAACGGGAAAAAGCUCUCCAAGAACGAGACAUGGCCAUCACUGAGAAGAAAGCUGCUCUGGUUGAGCGAGACAUGGCAUACCUCCAGCGUGAUGCUGCAGUUGCGGAGAGGAAUAGUGCCAUCAUAGAACGUGACAAUGCGAUUGGAGCACUUGAAUAUGCCCGUGAGAAUGGCAUGAGUGGUAACUGUGCAACUGGGUGUCACCUUGGUUCCCAUGGGACAAAGCAUAUUUACAACCACCAGCAGCAACACCUUCAGCAUAUCCACUCUCCCCAACAGCAGUUACAUGAUGCUCCUAGCAAACAAACACGAGAGACACCAACGAAUGAGGCAUCUCCCGACUCAGGUGGUUCAGUAACUGGAACGAAGUUCAAUAAGGCUAAAAGGUCAAGGAAGGAGAGUAAAGUACUAGCCUCUUCAUCCAAAAAGAUGAUGAAGGCACCUCGGAGGAGUAAAAAGGGUGGGAGUGAUGAUUUGAACAAGCAGGUAACUAUUGCUAGGACAACUGGUGAGUGGAGAGGUGAAAUUGGAGUUGGAGAAGAUCUAAACAAGCAGGUUUCUUUGACAAAGCAUCAUGAAUGGAAGAGUCAGGACUUAGGUCUGAACCAGGUCUCUUUUGAUGACACGACAAUGCCAGUGCCAGUCUGCUCGUGCACCGGAAAAUAUCAACAGUGCUACAAGUGGGGGAAUGGAGGGUGGCAGUCUGCCUGCUGUACCACGACUCUUUCCAUGUAUCCACUGCCAGUCAUACCCAGCAAGCGCCAUGCACGAGUUGCAGGGCGCAAGAUGAGUGGUAGUGCAUUCAGAAAGCUCCUAAGCAGACUAGCAGCGGAAGGCUAUGAUUUGUCUCUACCGGUGGACCUCAAAGACCACUGGGCUAAGCACGGCACCAAUCGCUACAUCACCAUCAAGUGAUUCUGUUAAGAGUUCUAUGAGUCAGGGAAUGUGGUUUGUCGUCUUGAAUCUCUCUGGGCAGGUAUGUAGCAGGUAAGUCACCACUGUAUGUAAGCAUAUGUCUUUUGGCCAGUGUUGUUUUAUGCAGUAGUAGUUAAAACACUACCUAUUACUGGUUGUCAUGGCUUUUGUUAACUGUAACAUAUGCAUCAAUUUCAAGAACCUUGGCCCCAAAAAAACAGUUCUUUCUCUUGAA